Acinonyx jubatus (cheetah) is the source of this 3410-nucleotide messenger RNA. RefSeq names its product GDP-D-glucose phosphorylase 1 (gene GDPGP1). Lineage: Eukaryota; Metazoa; Chordata; Mammalia; Carnivora; Felidae. The record is from RefSeq and is a predicted model, not a curated record. The transcript is spliced from 6 exons. The coding region runs from base 1140 to 2300 and encodes 386 amino acids. Gene Ontology annotation, cellular component: cytoplasm. Gene Ontology annotation, biological process: glucose metabolic process. Gene Ontology annotation, molecular function: GDP-D-glucose phosphorylase activity.
GUGCAGACUGCGCAUGCGUUCGACACGCCACUGCCUCGCCAUGGCUGGGAUAGGAGCUUGCGGCGAGUGUCGCGUUGCGUCUGGUUCAACUGCAGUCGGUGAUGGCGGAGGCUUUGGGUGCGGUCCGGUAGGGGCAUCAGGGAAGUACCUGGUGCCUGGAUAUCCGGGAAGCCUCGAGAAUCGCUACGUGGCCGAAGGCUGCCGGCCAAGCAUCCGCUCGGCGAGGGCUUUUUCAUUCAGCUCGUACCACUGUGCCCUCGCCGCACGUGUUGCAGCCCGCAUGCCACCUCCAGAAAUCACAGAACCUUGUGGCCCACUGAGGCUGUACGCAGAGUGCCGGGAGCCGUGCUUAGUGAUCUUCGAUUUUCACAAGGGCCCUGCAGGGAAAACGCUUGGCAGGUAGAAAGCUUCAACGAAUUGGAUGCAUGCAUGCAUGAACGAACCUACACUAGUCCAGAAGAUAGGAUGGCCACACAAGCUUUCUCUGAGGCAGUGACAUUUGAUCUGAGACCUGAAAAAGCCAGCCAUGUGAAGAAAAUCUGGGAAAAGUGUGUUGUAGGCAGGAAGCACAGAAGACACCAAGGCCCUGAGCAGGAACAAGUCCAGUAAGAGUGAAGAGCAGACAGAGGUGUGAAAGAGAGAGGCACAGCUAAGGUUUGAGAGCCCAGAGCCCGCGGUGAGGAAAUGGACUUCAUUCUCAGGGCUCAAGGUCACAUUCCUAGUGAAUGCUAGGGCUGGAAUUCAAGCACCUCGUCAGCCUGUAAAACCUAAUCUCUCACCUUUGUCCUAGGAUGAUACCCACCUCACAGACUCGUCCAGGUCACUAGAGAAAACUUAGAACGUGCCUGGCGCAAGAUAGACGUGCAACCGGUGUCCCCUUUCUCCUGGUUUUCCUAUAAAGGUAGGCUUCAUGCCCAGCGUGCAGCCCAACACUGGGCUUGAACUCAGGACCCUGAGAUCAAGACCUGAGCUGAGAUCAAGAGUUGGACACUUAACCAGCUGAGCCGCUCAGGUGCCCCUGUAGUGGUUACUUUAAAUAGUUGGAUUUUGUGGCUCAGCUGAACAUGGAGGAGUUUCUGGACCAGAAGAGCUGAGGAAGCCCAAACUUGAGCUGAAGCAACUCUACUGAGGUCAGCCCCAUGGCUGUUCCACACGAUUCACACGAGACUUCCUAUUUGCUGCCUCCAAACAGUAAGGACUGGGAAGGGCAUGGCAUUCCUGACUUUGUCUACGGGCAGGAGGAGCUGGUGCUGGAAGGGAUUCAGUGGCCGAGGGACGCGCCUGGCCUCCCGGAGGACUCCGUACCACCGUCUCGCUUCGACUCUGUGCUCUGCUCUGCCUGGAGGCAGCGGGUGGAGCUGGGGCUGUUCCGCUACCGCCUGGGGGAGCUGCAGACCCAAACCCUCCCCGGUGCCGUGGGUUUUGUGGCUCAGCUGAACGUGGAGCGAGGUGCGCAGAGGAGGCGCCCCCAGAGCAUCAGUAGUGUGAAGCAGGCGUUUGACCCUGCACUGUUUAACUUCAACAAGAUCCGGCCAGGAGAAGUCCUCUUCCGUCUGCUCCGGGAGCCCGAUCUGCCAGGCGCUCCCCAGCAAGAGGACAUCCUCGUAAUGAUCAAUGUCAGCCCCUUGGAGUGGGGCCACGUGCUGCUGGUGCCCGAGCCCACCCGUGGGCUUCCCCAGCGCCUGCUGCCCGGUGCGCUGCGGGCCGGGGUCGAGGCUGUGCUGCUGAGCUCACACCCAGGCUUCCGCGUCGGCUUCAACAGCCUGGGUGGCUUGGCCUCAGUGAACCACCUCCACCUGCACGGGUAUUACCUGGCCCACAGACUGCCUGUGGAGGGAGCACCGAGCGAGCCCCUGGACCCCGGGGGGCAUCUGCACCUCCUCCAGGCCGUCCCAGUGCCCGGCUUCCUCUUUUACACUAGCAGGCCGGGGCCUGACUUGGAAGCCUUGAUAGGCAGGGUAUGUCGGGCCACCGACUAUCUGACUGACCGCGAGAUCGCCCAUAAUUUGUUUGUGACCCGGGGGGCCCCACCUGGAAAGACAUCACCCUCCUCGGCUCUCACGGGGGUCCGAGUGAUUCUGUGGGCCCGGAAGUCCAGUUUUGGGGUAAAGGAAGGCGAGGCGUUCAAUGUUGCCCUCUGUGAGCUGGCCGGGCACCUCCCUGUCAAGACGUCCCAGGAUUUCAGCAGUCUGACAGAGGCCGCUGCUCUGGCCCUCAUUCAGGACUGUCUGCUGCCCCCCGCCCAGGCAGAAGAGGUCCAGGCAGCGCUAGUGGCCUUGAUAGCCCAGGACGAGCAGUAAUCCUUCCGGAAGUAUUUAUUUUCUACCCGGUCUAAGUCCCUUUCCAGAAAGCCGUCCACAGGGUCCACAGGGGUCGUUUGGGCAUUUCUGUGACUGCCUUCUUACCUGUCUCAGCCUAAGGGGACGGGUAAAGAAUUGACAAGUGGCCUCUUUAAAGAGAAGAAACGUUAGAAUAGACCGAACAAAUGAGCCUUCGUGAUGUAUCUGCUUCUCACCUUCCGUCUUGGACAAGCCUCAGGGAUGUCAAACCUGUCACUGAGAAGGGAGUAUGCGCAAGAGUUCUGUACUCCUGACUUUGUAUCUGGACUUUUCCCUUCCGGGCACGUCUUGGCAGUGAUAGUUCAUGUGCCUCUGGCACUGUGCCCUCGUUUCCUCUGCUCUCGCUUCUCUGCUUAUUCUCCCAUUGUCCACCCCCCACUGGUUAUCAUUUCUUCAUCCCUCCCGUCUGUUCGGCCCUGCUUGCAGCACCUUCCCCUCCCAGGCCACCCUUGAAUUUUCCUCCAGCCCUCAGCCCUGAGUUGAAUAUUCCUCAUCUACAUCAUAAGGUGUCCUCACAACUUGAGUACCGCCAUUUAACACUUAACAGACGAGGAGCUGGAGGUUGACAGGUUUUGCAACUUGCCCAAGGCCAGAUAGCUCUCCAGGAGUGGAGUGGGGACUGUAACACGGGGGGUCAGGUGCCAGAAGCCCGGGUUGUGCCCUUGUGACUGCCUCUCUAGGCAACUGCUCCCUUAAUGGUGUCGUCCUUAGCAGUUGACAGGCCAGGCGCUGAGCUGAGGUUCCCGUCCCUGGAUAGUUGGCUUCCUCUGUUCAGGCCUGUAUGAAGCUUUUACGUAGAACUUUCGGUGUUUUAUAUCCCAAAAGAUGUUAUAAAGUCUCAUUGAGAUAAGGCAGAAUAUGCACAAGUAAAAGUCCGUAAGAAGAACAGUUUAGGGGCGCCUAGGGGGCUCAGUUAAGCGUCUGACUUCAGCUCAAGUCAUGAUCUCGCAGUUCGUGAGUUCGAGCCCCGCAUAGAGCUAUGUGCUGACAGCUGGGAGCCUGGACCCUGCUUCAGAUUUUGUGUCUCCCACUCUCCCUCCCCUGCUCAUUCUCUCUCUCUCUCUCUCUCUC